This is a messenger RNA of Zingiber officinale, 1346 nucleotides long. RefSeq names its product probable 3-hydroxyisobutyrate dehydrogenase-like 2, mitochondrial. NCBI's taxonomy places the organism in Eukaryota, Viridiplantae, Streptophyta, Magnoliopsida, Zingiberales, Zingiberaceae. The record is from RefSeq and is a predicted model, not a curated record. Gene Ontology annotation, molecular function: NAD binding; oxidoreductase activity; NADP binding. The transcript has a single exon. Bases 196 to 1164 code for a protein of 322 amino acids.
AUUUAGCAAAGUAUAUAUAAAGUAAUGUAGGCUCGCUCUUCGAGUUAAAUUAUUUAGGAUUCCAAAAUAAACUAUUAAUCGAAGUACGCAACACUUUUAUCUUUAUGGCAAUGACAAAAAAAUUGGGUCAUGGACUAAUAGGGCUACCAACUAAUUCACUAACCAGACAUAGCAACGGCGGCGACGACAACGGCCAUGGAGGAGAACCAGCGCCGCGGCUACCCCGAUCCUAUUCGCCCCGGCCACACCCGCAUCGGUUGGAUCGGCCCCGGUAUCAUGGGCGCUCCCAUGGCCGCCCGCCUCAUCUCCGCCGGCUACCGCCUCACCGUCUACGCCCGCACCCCCUCGAAGGCUGCCCACCUCCUCCGCCUCGGCGCCGCCCUCGCCCCCUCCCCCGCCGACGCUGCCCGGUCCGCUGACGUCGUCUUCACCAUCGUCAGCCGCACCUCGGACGUCCGCUCCGUCCUUCUCCACCCCUCCUCCGGCGCCCUCGCUUCCCUCCCCACCGGCGGCGUCCUCGUCGACUGCACCACCUGCGACCCCGCCCUCGCCCGAGAGGUCGCCGCCGCCGCACGCGCCAGGGGCUGCUGGUCCGUCGACGCACCGGUUUCUGGCGCCGACGCGGGCGCUCGUGAGGGGCGGCUCGCGAUCUUCGCCGGCGGCGAGGAGGCCGUGGUGCGGUGGCUUGCGCCCCUUUUCGACCUUCUAGGGCGCGCGACGUGGUUGGGGCCUUCCGGGUGCGGGCAGAGCGCUAAGUUGGCGAACCAGGUGGUGGGGGCGGGCAGCCUCAUGGGCCUGAGCGAGGCGGCUCUGUUCGCGGAGAGGGCAGGGCUCGGCGUGGCGGAGUUCGUGGGGGCGGUGAGGGGCGGCGUGGCGGGGACCAACAUAAUGGAAAUCUUCGGGGAGCGGGUGGCCGGGAGAGACUUCGCCCCGGGCGGGUUCGCGGAGUACUACGUGAAGGAUUUGGAGAUGGCGCUGGAGGACGCGGGCGUUAAGGCAGGAGCAGGAGAACAGGGGAGGAUGUCGGUGGCCGCGGCCCUGCCGGGGACGGCGCUGUGCCGGCAGCUGUACUUGGGGAUGAUCGCGAACGGGGACCACAAGAUGGGGUUGCACGGCCUCAUCACCGUCCUCGAAAGGAUGAACGGAAAGCGUGAGGGGAACUAAGGAUUUGCAAUUUAUCGCUUACGAAUUUAAGAUUUCGUGUUGUCAAUGUUAAAUUUGGUGCUCAAUCGCAUUUUAAGUUUGGCAAAGUUAAUGAUCUUCCAAAUUAUGAGAGUAAAUGCAAUUCUUUAAAACUUCAAUGGCUAAAGAGGAAGCACGACAAAAACAAACCUCGGGGCUGAAGU